AUGAGCUACAAUCAUAGUGAGUGCAUACUUAGAUUGGACUCAUCGAGAUACGAUUCAAAGAUGGCCAAUAAGAAGCGUUCCCAGAAGGCUAUCCAGGAGCGUACCGAUAAGAAGCGCAAGCUACAGGAUGCGCAGCUUGAAAAUGGGCUGUUUGGUGCAGAUGUCAACUCUAUUGACAUCGGGGAGGAGAUGCCAGCGAAGAUAGCCAGCGGCAAAUGGGAGGAUAAUGAGCAGGAUUAUGAAUUGAAGCCGCGCAGGAUGCAGGACAGUGAACAUGAAUUGGUAGAAGGGUUGCCGAUUAAGAUCAAUGGUAAGCUGGAGCGCAAGAUGAGGGUAGUGCAACGGGCACCAGAGAACAAUGAGGUGUCAGAGGAUGAUUCAGAGAAGUCGGAGGACGAGAGCAAACAAGAGGAGAGUGCGGACGAGGAGGACGAGGAACCAGAUACAGAGGAGCGUAUUUUGGAGAUGAAGGAACUGAUUGCGGAGCUGGUGGAAAAGAUUAUAGAGGAACCCGAAGAGAACACUUCCGCGCUGACACGCUUGCGGAAAAUGGCAGAAUCCAAGAACCCCAAUACUAGCAAGUUUUCGAUGCUAGCGCUAAUACCUGUCUGGAAGAGCAUCAUACCGGGGUACCGGAUUCGUCCAUUGACGGAGAUGGAGAAGAAGGAGAAGGUUUCGAAAGAUGUCGCGCGCCUGCGUAACUUUGAGGAGAAGCUUGUACACAACUACAAGCUCUACAUAGACCAUUUGGCUUCACUGGCGCGGACUGCAAAUAACGAACCUGCUCUAAAGGUCAGACUGGGCAAUAUCGCGGCAACCGCGGCUGUUGAGCUGGCCGGAAGCUUUUCGCAUUUCAAUUUUAUGUCGGAGGUCCUGACUAUCGUUGUGCGCCGAGUGUGCAAGCCAAACCCCUCUGCUGAUCCUGUUUUCUCCAAGGCCAUUAAGGUUCUGGAGACUCUUAUGAACGAGGAUGAUGAAGGCCGAGUUUCUGCCGAGAUUGUUCGUCUGUUAUCGCGCACUUUGAAAGUACGGAACUACAACGUUGACGAAUCUGUACUGAACUCGCUACUUUCUGUCGAUGUAUUGCACGACUAUGACCCGAAUACCAAAACAGAUGAGCCAACUAAGGUAAAGCUGAAGAAGAAGGACAGGGUGCAUUUAUCAAAGAAGCAGCGUAAGGUGAGGAAGGAGAUGAAGGAGAUCGAAGAGGAGAUGCGGAAGGCAGAACAAGCAGUGUCUGCGGAAGAACGUGAGAAGAACCAGGCAGAGUUAUUAAAGUUAAUUCUCGCAUUAUAUCUAAAUGUUUUGAAAGCUAACCAACAAAAAUUGAUAGGUUCUGUACUUGAAGGUUUGGCGAAGUUCGGCCAUAUGGCAAACCUGGAACUGUUGGGAGACUUUCUAACUGUCAUGAAAGAGCUUAUUUCGGACGCGGACUUGAAUGCACUCUCUUCGGCAGAAGUGCGUAAGGUUUUACUGUGUAUUGUUACUGCAUUUUCUUUGGUUUCUAACCAUAGACACAUGAAGCUUUCCGUCGAUCUCUCUUCAUUUGUGGAUGCUUUAUACUCCGUGCUCCCGUACCUGUCUCUGGAUGCCGAUGUCGAGUUCUCACAUAAAACGCUGCGUUUGGCGGAUCCCUUGAACAACGAACUGGUCAAGCCAUCUGUCAAUGUUUCCACUAAGGCCGAGCUCCUUCUCAAAGCACUAGACCAUGUGUUCUUUAGAUCCAAGUCUGGGACACAACAAAGAGCUGCUGCAUUUACGAAGCGGCUAUAUAUUUGCAUGGAACAUACGCCUGAGAAGACAACUGUGGCUCUACUCAAAUUUUUGGAUAAGCUGAUGACCAAGUAUCCGCAGAUAGCAGGGCUAUAUUCCACUAAUGACAGGAUAGGGAAUGGUACGUUCUACAUGGAAGCCUCCACUCCGGCGAGAAGCAAUCCUGAUGCAGCUACUAUAUGGGAGAAUGCAUUGUUGACUAAACACUAUUGUCCUCUUGUGGUAAAGGGCACCAAGGCUCUAUUCAAUAGGUCCAAAGAAUCGACGUAG
Molecule: messenger RNA, 2043 nt
Organism: Eremothecium gossypii ATCC 10895
Lineage: Eukaryota; Fungi; Ascomycota; Saccharomycetes; Saccharomycetales; Saccharomycetaceae
Gene: NOC3
Product: Noc3p
Exons: 1
Coding region: 1-2043 (680 amino acids)
Biological process (GO): DNA replication initiation
Cellular component (GO): nucleolus
Molecular function (GO): chromatin binding
Source: RefSeq, marked provisional